Molecule: messenger RNA, 2342 nt
Organism: Trichobilharzia szidati
Lineage: Eukaryota; Metazoa; Platyhelminthes; Trematoda; Strigeidida; Schistosomatidae
Source: the annotation of a GenBank genome assembly
AUGUUUCUUCUUCUUCUUUUUAUCUCUCAACAGAAAUGUACAGAUUUAUUCGAGUGUAUACCAUUAAAAGUGCGAAAGAACAAAGGAAGUUAUAACCUGGAAUCGUAUGCCUACAACUCUAGUCAACCAACCUCUAAACGCAAAUUACCAAGUUCAUUUGUCCAUCGUUCACGUGUUCAACGGAUAAUUGAUGAUUUUCUUUACAAAGCGAAGAAAAGAGGGUUAUACAACAGAACAGGUAAAGAAAAACGGCACUGUUCAGAUGCGAAUAACUGUCAUUCAGUGAGUAAUAGUCAGCCAGUUGAUUCUGUUCAUUCGAAAGAAAGCAAUCAAAAUUUCCGCGACCAUUCACCGCCAAAAAUGGAUGAAUCUUUUGCAUUUAAACCUGUUGAUUUAAGUGAUGACCUUUUUGACCACGACCUUCACCAUACGCAUUCUUCAGGAUUUCAUUCUCGAUCAAACUCACCAGAUCCAUUUGAACAGCAAAGAAAUCAGAACAACUCUGAAAUUCUCUCAAACUAUGGAUUUGCUAUACAAGAUGAUAAUAAAAUGAAGGAAAAAGAAUUUAUGAUAUUUGAAAAUCCUUGUGAUGUACACCUUCUUGACUGUAAUAGUAACAGAAGAAUUCAGACACUGAAUUCUCCUCCUAGAGAUUAUUUAUUACACCCCAGAUUUAUGCAAAAUCCAUUUGAUGAAGAAAGAAAACUUCAUAAUAUUCCGGAAAACAAGAAACUAAACUUUACAGAUAUUACAAAGAAAUUUGGAAGAAGUCAGACGAAAUCAUCGGCACCGUUGAAUUAUACAAAGCCUUGCUUCUUUUCUCAACAGCCAACUUCUUAUCAUCAUCAGUUGAAUAAAGAAAUUAAUGAUAAAGCUUUCGAAACAUUUGAUGUUGGAAUUUGUGAAAGGUGUAAUAAACUAUACAACAAAUGCAUAACUCAUAAUGAUGAGCAAGAUUAUGCAUUUAUCGAUGAACAUCAAACUUCACAUGGCAGUACAAAAAUUCCUCUCUCUAGUUAUAAACCUUCAAGAGAUAUUUGGGUACCUAACUUCUCCAGUCAACCAUCUCACUCAAAUAAUAUGAAUUUUUGUACUAAUAAGGAGAAUGAUCGUGCCCUCCAGCAAUUCAGAAAUGACUAUCAACUCAGACACUUUGAUAAUACAGAUCCUGAUCAACUUAUUGAUUUGCAUCAUUGUAACUGCUGCAUACAUAAGUAUUUCACAAAUUCAUCACACUCACAAAUAGCACAGACUAAUUUUCAUAAAUACAUGAAUCAUUUCUUGAGAGAUCAUUUUCACUCAUCUUUCAAAGAUCAAAAUCCCCAAAAAGCUUUCAGCAAUUCGAAUACAGAUGAUGGCCUCAAGAGAGUCGAUCCUAUUUAUAAUCACAUGAAUAAAACUUACACUAUCGAAGCGCCAUGUCAAAGUUUUAAUCCUGAGAGAUUUUAUCAAAAUGAAAGACACAGUAAUGACUUUUCGGGGAAAAACGAUCAACAUUCCCCAUUUAUUGAUCAUCACAUUAAAUACAACGUGGAAUCAACACAUGAAAAUGUUAUCCAUUCUCCAGACAUGCCUUAUUUUCAAGAAGACGAAGCUAUUUCAAAGCCGAAAAAAACUUCAAAAAUUUCCGAUCAAACAUACAAAGAAGAUGGUAGGUGUGAGCAUAUAUCAUGCAUACACCUUAGAAAACAAGACAGUACUAAGAUACCUUGUUGCACUGAUGGAAGAAAAGCUAUGGAAAAUGAAAAGAGUCAACAGAAGCAAUCUUCUUCUUUAAAGGAAAAAAGAUCCUUGCACGAUGAAACUAUUCUUGCGUCUGACUGGAAUGCUGAUAGGCGACUACUGACACCGACUGCUAAUCAACUACCCAAAGCGCUGGCUACAUCAACACCGUUUAUUCAAUCCAUAGAUGAUGACCGAAAAUUUGAACGUAAGAUAACACAACGACCUAAAGUUUUCUACAGUUUUCAAGAAAGGAAGACGGACGAAACUUCUAAUGAUGACAAUAUGAUGUCUAAUGGUGAUGAGACUGAAUCAACCUUAACAACACAUUUGCUAAGAGAAGCAGGCAAGAGUAUAUCGCUGGAAACCAUCGGCUGUAUUGAAAAUGAAGAAUAAUAAACAUACUACCAGCCCAUUUAUAUAUAUAUAUAUACUGGUUGAAGUCCACGAAAUGAGUUUUAUGCACAGCUGACAAUUCAUCUCUCCGUACAUACACACACACUUUCUUCAUAAAUUUUUUCUAACUAAAAUAAACAAGUUUUAGCUCAGAGUACUUUUGUGGCAUUGUUAACCAUUUGUUUAGUUUUUGCUGUUGUCAAAAUAAACUUACACAAAAGGGG